GGUACCUCGUGGAGAAGACGGGGGAGGGGAGCGGCGCGAUUUCCUUGCUGAGCAAUAAGCCUAGGGUCCUGACCUCGUGGCCAGGGCCCGCGACUCCGCCCCGGGAGAAGGCAGGGGCGGGGCGAGCGCUCCAGCUGGCGGGAAGGAGGAAGUGCCGAGCGCCGCGCUGAGGCGGGCGCCUACCAGCCGGCAGCUCCGGAGCGGCCUGCGCCAUGUCCGCGCACAGUCGGGGCACCGAGCUCGACCUUAGCUGGAUCUCCAAAAUACAAGUGAAUCACCCGGCAGUUCUGAGGCGUGCGGAACAAAUCCAGGCUCGCAGAACCGUGAAAAAGGAGUGGCAGGCUGCUUGGCUCCUGAAAGCUGUUACCUUUAUAGAUCUUACUACACUUUCAGGUGAUGAUACAUCUUCCAACAUUCAAAGGCUCUGUUAUAAAGCCAAAUACCCAAUCCGGGAAGAUCUCUUAAAAGCUUUAAAUAUGCAUGAUAAAGGCAUUACUACAGCCGCCGUUUGUGUUUAUCCCGCCCGGGUGUGUGAUGCUGUAAAAGCACUCAAGGCUGCAGGCUGUAAUAUCCCUGUGGCAUCAGUGGCCACUGGAUUUCCAGCUGGACAGACUCAUUUGAAGACACGAUUAGAAGAGAUCAGAUUGGCUGUGGAAGAUGGAGCUACAGAAAUCGACGUAGUAAUUAACAGAAGCUUGGUGCUGACAGGCCAGUGGGAAGCCCUGUAUGAUGAGAUUCGUCAGUUUCGCAAGGCCUGUGGGGAGGCUCAUCUUAAAACUAUAUUAGCGACAGGAGAACUUGGAUCUCUUACUAAUGUCUAUAAAGCCAGUAUGAUAGCAAUGAUGGCAGGAUCCGAUUUUAUUAAGACCUCUACUGGAAAAGAAACAGUAAAUGCCACCUUCCCAGUAGCGAUAGUAAUGCUACGGGCCAUUAGAGAUUUUUUCUGGAAAACUGGAAACAAGAUAGGGUUUAAACCAGCAGGAGGCAUCCGCAGUGCAAAGGAUUCCCUUGCUUGGCUCUCUCUUGUAAAGGAGGAGCUUGGAGAUGAGUGGCUGAAGCCAGAACUCUUUCGAAUAGGUGCCAGUACUCUGCUUUCGGACAUUGAGAGGCAGAUUUACCAUCAUGUGACUGGAAGAUAUGCAGCUUAUCAUGAUCUUCCAAUGUCUUAAAUUAGUCACCAGUUCCAGAAAAGUUCUUUAUGACAACGUUUAAAAAUUAUUUUUCCACAUAAUUGCUAAAAUUAUUUAAUUAAAAAUUGGGCAAUAGGUACCUGGCAUUCCUCUCUUUAAAAUUUCUACCAAACUUAAAGAAUGGAAUGGAAAAAGCAAACUCAUCCACAUGUGGUACUCAUUUCAGGCACAUCUGAAAUAACUACUAGAAGAUCUGCACUAUUAACUUUGUGAAGAGUUUCUCCUAAAAACUUUAAGUAAAAUGUUAAUGGUAGCUUUGAUAACAUCAAAUUCUAAGGGAGAAAAAAACAAUAUUAAACUGCCCAAGCAAUGUGCCCUAGCAGAGGAAAAUGCAACAUCUCGCAAGUGCUGCUGUAACGACUUCAGGAGUCACUGAUUCAGCACUAAUUUCCUGCCGUGAAAACUCAUCUUUCAUUUUUGCCGUGGAUAUGUGCUUUUAUUAAUUGUUGUGCUAAUGAAAUUUCUGGCAUUGUGAUAUACAACUAUGAAUAUCAUUAAAAUUUUUAAAAUAAUAAA
Messenger RNA from Nomascus leucogenys (northern white-cheeked gibbon), 1706 nucleotides. It is a transcript of the gene DERA, whose product is annotated as deoxyribose-phosphate aldolase. Lineage: Eukaryota; Metazoa; Chordata; Mammalia; Primates; Hylobatidae. Gene Ontology annotation, biological process: deoxyribonucleotide catabolic process; carbohydrate catabolic process. The record is from RefSeq and is a predicted model, not a curated record. Gene Ontology annotation, molecular function: deoxyribose-phosphate aldolase activity. Gene Ontology annotation, cellular component: cytoplasm.